Ophidiomyces ophidiicola is the source of this 4647-nucleotide messenger RNA. RefSeq names its product ATP-binding cassette glutathione S-conjugate transporter ycf1 (gene YCF1). Gene Ontology annotation, cellular component: membrane. The coding region runs from base 1 to 4647 and encodes 1548 amino acids. The record is from RefSeq and is a predicted model, not a curated record. Gene Ontology annotation, molecular function: ABC-type transporter activity; ATP hydrolysis activity; ATP binding. Gene Ontology annotation, biological process: transmembrane transport. NCBI's taxonomy places the organism in Eukaryota, Fungi, Ascomycota, Eurotiomycetes, Onygenales, Onygenaceae. The transcript has 9 exons.
AUGGCGGACAAUGCCUUCUCCCAAGUGAUUCUAGCGGACCAGCCUCUCCCGGCCGACCUCGGUUCUCUAUUCCCUACUGCUCUAGAUCGCCACCAGCAUUUCUGCGGCGACCCAGAAGGAUGGGGUCCUAUCAGUAAUCGAAGAUAUGAUUUCACGCCCUGCUUCUUAGAUACCUGGAUUUUGUUUGUCGCUGCAUGGGGCCUGGUCGGCGGUGCCGCUGCUCUAUGGUUGUUGUUGCGACAUCGCACGCCCCAGCCCGUGCAAAAGAACUGGCAUUUCUAUGCGAAGCUGUCUCUUAUUUGGACCAUAUUCCUCACGGUUGCUUUGCAAGCCUCCCUCCAAGUCGAGACUCUCCCAGGAAUAUGGCUCCGGGAUUUCAGAUUUUGGUCCACAAUCUUUCUCCUAGCCUCAUUGGUAGUGAUAUAUAUGGUCCAGUAUUAUGAACACUGGCGGAGUCGACAGCCGAAUGGCGUGGUGUUGUUUUACUGGGCUUUUUAUAUCAUUGCCCAUGCUGUCAAGCUUCGGUCCCUGGUAUCUCGAAAGGCCCAUAUCGACAGUCUACCGUACUUCGUCGUUUUCAACGUCAACCUUGGACUUGCAAUUCUGGAAUUUGCCCUGGAAUAUCUCGUUCCAAAAAAGCAGAGUGCAUACGAUGCAUUGGGUGACGAGGAUGAGUGCCCAUUCGAGUAUGCAGACAUAUUCUCUGUCUUGACCUUCGCGUGGAUGACACCCAUGAUGAAAUACGGUUAUAAGAAUUUUCUUACACAAGACGAUCUUUGGAACUUACGUCAAAGGGAUACCACUCGUGUUACCGGCGACCAGCUUGAGAAAGCGUGGCAAACCGAGUUAGGCCAUAAGCAACCAUCACUUUGGCGUGCUCUGUUCAGAGCUUUCAGCGGGCCAUACUUCCGAGGUGUACUCAUAAAAACGGUCAGCGACAUUUUUGCCUUUGCUCAACCCCAGUUACUACGACUCUUCAUAUCUUUCAUCGACUCUUAUCGUAGGGGUAGCCCUCAACCGGCUGCCCGCGGGGUUGCAAUCGCUGCUGCAAUGUUUGCCGUAUCUAUCGUCCAGACAAUUACCCUCCACCAAUACUUUCAACGCGCUUUUGAGACUGGAAUGCGCGUGAAAUCUUCGCUAACGGCCAUGAUCUACACAAAAUCCCUUCGAUUGUCAAACGAGGGACGUGCAUCUAAGUCUACAGGAGAUAUUGUCAACUACAUGGCUGUAGAUCAACAGCGACUUUCUGACCUGGCACAAUAUGGCAUGCAAGUAUGGUCUGCACCUUUUCAAAUCGUUCUCUGCAUGCUUUCUUUGUACCAACUGGUUGGUCUCAGUAUGCUUGCUGGUAUCGGAGCUAUGGUCCUCAUGAUUCCUCUCAAUGGGGUGAUCGCAAAAAUCAUGAAGAACCUUCAAAUUAAACAGAUGGGAAAUAAGGACCAAAGAACACGUUUAAUGACAGAGAUCUUGAACAAUAUGAAGAGCAUUAAGCUUUACGCAUGGAAUACCGCUUUCAUGAAUAAGCUUAAUCAUGUUCGCAAUGACCUUGAAUUAAAUACACUACGGAAAAUUGGUGCUACGCAGGCCAUUGCCAAUUUUGCAUGGUCGUCGACCCCUUUCUUCGUUUCUUGUUCCACAUUCGCUGUAUUUGUCUUGACGAACGAUAAGCCUUUGACAACCGAGAUUGUAUUCCCUGCCCUUACCCUCUUUAACCUCCUGACAUUUCCCCUGUCUAUUCUACCGAUGGUGAUCACAUCAAUCAUUGAAGCUUCAGUGGCUGUCAAUCGUCUUAAGUCAUACUUUACUGCCGAUGAGCUUCAAGAGGAUGCGGUUUCGUUCCAGGACUCAGUUUCACAUAUAGGGGAUGAAUCUGUACGAAUUAGAGACGCAACUUUCACUUGGAACAGACAUGAAGGUCGGCACGUUAUCGAAAACAUUGAUUUUAGUGCUCGAAAGGGUGAAUUGAGCUGUAUUGUUGGGCGUGUGGGUGCAGGAAAGUCUUCUCUACUUCAAGCAUUACUUGGAGAUCUGUGGAAGGUUCACGGCGAAGUUGUCAUGCGUGGCCGUGUAGCGUAUGUUGCACAGCAGGCAUGGGUGAUGAAUGCGAGUGUAAGGGAGAAUAUCGUUUUCGGACACCGCUGGGACCCUCACUUCUAUAAUCUAACAGUUGAAGCUUGCGCGCUUCUCGAUGAUUUCCAAAUCCUUCCAGACGGCGAUCAAACUGAAGUCGGCGAGCGAGGCAUUUCUCUUUCCGGUGGCCAAAAGGCUCGCUUAACUUUGGCCCGUGCUGUAUAUGCGCGCGCCGACAUCUAUCUCCUUGAUGAUGUGCUCUCGGCGGUUGACCAACAUGUCGGCCGACAUAUCAUCAACCGGGUCCUGGGGAGAAAUGGUAUCCUUUCCGGGAAAACAAGAAUACUUGCGACAAACUCAAUACCUGUGUUGAAAGAAGCAGACUUUAUAGGACUUCUACGAACUGGGAAUAUGAUAGAGAAGGGUACGUAUGAGCAGUUACUGGCUAGAAAGGGAGAAAUAGCAGCUUUGGUUCGCUCUGCCACUAGCGACGAUGAUACAGCAUCCAGUGGCAGUAGUAGGGAGGAGGAGAGUCCUAUGAUAUCAGAAACGUUCACUGCUAUUGAAGAAAGCGAAGGGGAUCUCUCUGAAGUUGAAGAGGCACAAGAACGUCUGGCACCUCUGGCCCCAAUCAGAAGUACCGGUGUCAAUGCUCGACGAGAAAGCAUGGCCACAUUAAGACGAGCUAGCACAGUCAGCCCCCAGAACGGCAGAACCAAAUUUACUGAUGAAGAAAAUGGCCUCAAAACUAAACAAACCAAAGAGAUUGCAGAACAGGGCAAAGUGAAAUGGAGCGUAUAUGGAGAAUAUGCGAAGACUAGCAAUCUGUAUGCUGUCGCUUUUUACAUCACAGCUCUCCUCUCGGCCCAUGCAAUGCAAAUUGCGGGUGGUUUCUGGCUGAAGAGAUGGUCUGAAAUCAACGAGAUUGAAGGUCGAAACCCUAGUAUCGGCAAAUAUAUUGGAAUAUACUUUGCCUUUGGCAUCGGCUCCUCUGCUCUUGUCAUCCUACAAACCUUGAUUCUCUGGAUCUUCUGCUCCAUUGAGGCAUCCCGAAAACUCCACGAACGAAUGGCAUUUGCCAUAUUCAGAUCUCCAAUGAGCUUUUUUGAGACAACUCCGGCCGGUCGAAUUCUAAACCGCUUUUCAAGUGAUAUAUAUCGCGUUGAUGAAAUUCUUGCACGAACCUUUAACAUGCUUUUUGCAAACUCCGCCCGUGCCAUAUUCACUAUGGUUGUCAUCGCAAUUUCUACGCCUCUAUUCCUCAUCCUUAUCGUUCCUCUUGGCUUUAUAUACUUCAGCUAUCAAAAAUACUACCUGCGGACCUCUCGUGAACUGAAGCGGCUCGAUAGCAUCACCAAGAGUCCCAUUUUUGCACACUUUCAAGAAACCCUUGGAGGCAUCUCGACGAUCCGGGCCUUCAGGCAACAAGAACGAUUCGCUCUGGAGAAUGAAUGGCGGACGGACGCAAAUCUUCGGGCGUACUUCCCCUCCAUCAACGCGAAUCGAUGGCUGGCGGUUCGGUUGGAGUUCAUCGGUUCCAUCGUCAUCCUUGGGGCUGCGGUGCUUUCCAUCAUAUCAGUGGCUUCUGGUUCUAAUCUCACAGCUGGCAUGGUCGGCCUAGCAAUGUCAUAUGCCCUCAACAUCACACAGUCGCUGAACUGGAUUGUGCGACAAACGGUAGAAGUUGAGACCAACAUUGUAUCCGUUGAGAGGGUUCUAGAGUAUGCGAGCCUCCCAAGCGAGGCUCCUGAUGUAAUUUUCAAACAUCGCCCGGCGCUCAGCUGGCCUUCGCAAGGGGGUGUUUCCUUUGAAAGGUAUAGUACACGGUACCGACCCGGCCUAGACCUUGUUCUGAAGGAUGUCUCCUUGAAUAUCAAACUACACGAAAAAAUCGGGGUUGUCGGUAGGACUGGGGCUGGAAAGAGCUCGCUAACGCUAGCACUGUUCCGAAUUAUUGAGGCCGCUGAAGGCCGGAUAUGUAUCGACGGACUAAACAUAAGCUCCAUUGGCCUGUUUGACCUUCGUGGCCGGCUGGCAAUCAUUCCGCAAGAUGCCGCUCUCUUUGAAGGGACAGUCCGGGAUAAUCUUGACCCGCGCCACGUUCACGAUGAUACCGAGUUAUGGAGUGUUUUGGAGCGGCGAAUAUCAACAGAACAUGCGCGACUCAGAGACCAUGUUGCCAGCAUGCCAGGCCAGCUAGACGCCCAAGUGCACGAAGGAGGAUCAAACCUUAGUCAAGGACAAAGACAGCUUGUCUCUCUGGCCAGAGCUCUCCUAACCCCAAGCAACAUCCUUGUUUUGGAUGAAGCCACGGCCGCCGUUGACGUUGAGACCGAUGUACUGCUCCAACAAAUGCUGCGCAGUAGUAUUUUCCAAAACCGGACGAUAAUUACCAUCGCGCACCGCAUUAAUACUAUCCUUGACAGCGACCGCAUCGUGGUUCUGGAUCGUGGUAGAGUUGUAGAGUUUGACACGCCGGCCGAACUUAUAAGACGCGGCGGCCAGUUCUACACGCUCGUCAAAGAGGCUGGUCUUCUGGAUAGCAGUGGUGAAUCCGUAGCGCCAUCGGCCUCGUGA